GUCUGGGAUUCUGUGAUUCUCUGAAACAAGUUGUUUCAGUUGAAUCUCCCCCACUGAAGCUUUGCUUUAGGGGUAGUUUAAAGCAGCAGGGACCUGGGCAGGGGGGAUGCAGAAGUGGCAGCAUGGAAAGGACCUUGCCCAUCUCCCUGCUCUGGGCUAGAUGGAGCAGCCACAGGAGCAGAUUCCUUCUUGCUCUGCCCAUCUGGUUCUGGGCUGGCUGGGGCUGCCUGGGGGGGAAACGUUUCCCCUCUCUCUCCAGCUGGUUUAGAUUCAGACACACGCCGGUCCAGCCUUUCUCACAGCUCCCUCCCUCCUCGCUCUCCUGCUGCGCCCCAGCAGCCGAGAUUUAUUAGUACAAAUAGGAGCUAAAAGCCUGGUCUCACUGGGAACGGGACAGAGGGAGGGAAUUUUUAGUCUAGCUAAGUGCUGCUUCAGCUGGGCAUCAUCACUGCACCGCUCUGCCCUGUGCUGCAGACACCACAGUCCUGCCAGGGGAGCAUCCAAAAUAAAAGCUGUGAGGAGGCUGCCAAAGCAAGGAAUUGGGGAGAAGCUCCCAGAGUGGGUCCAGCCCUUCCCAUGGCUGCUGGCGUGGGCAUUGCCGAGACAUCAGGCUGACAGUGACUUGCGGAUGGCUUUGCAGUGCCAGUGCUUCACCUGAAUGAUGCUCUGGGGCUGAGCAUGUUUGUUUCUCCUCUGGGGAGAGGAUAAUCAUUUAAUGAGUGGUUUUGGUGCCUGCCAGGGGACUACGUGUGUGUGUGCAAUUAGAGCUGGGCUGGGAGAGCCUGGGCUGGGACUGGAGCAGGGAGCACGCUGCCCCACCACCCUGGGGACUGGCUACCCCAUGAGCCUGCCAGAUUCCUGCCUGCUCUCUGGCUCUGGUGCAGCUGCUGGUGCCAGGGAAUUCUUCGGAGCUGGUGGCAGCCUGGGGGCCGCCUGGCCAGCAGGUCCUGGGGUCAGCAUCCAGAGCUGCAUCAGUGGGGUGGUUUGUGCAGACCUGCGCCCGCUGGACAUCCUCUCAGAGGUGGUGCCCGCCGGUGGGCUGGCCCAUGGCAUGAGGGUGUUCCAAGUGCAGGGGGUGCGUGGUUUCCAGCUGGCUGCCUCGCGGCCCCGAGCCCUCUGCUUCCCGGCCUCCCGGCUCUUCAUCCACUGUGACCGCUUCCCCGAGGAGUUCUCUAUCAUCGUCACGCUGAGGGUCCUCAGUGUCCCUGCCAAGAGGAACGAGUACAUCUUCACGCUGAUGGCGGAGGAGAGCCCCAGCGUGCUGGUGGGGCUGCGUUAUGCCCCCGACAAGCUCCACUUCCUCUUCUGGAGCCAGGAGCGUGCCGGCGGCUGGCAGACCCGCGUCACCUUCCCCAACGUCUCCCUCUCCGACAGCCAGUGGCACACGCUCGUCCUGGCUGUCUCUGGCCAGUCCUUCUCCCUGACUGUGGACUGCAGCGUCCCCAAGGAUGUGUUGGUGGAGACACCGUUUCCAGCCUCUCUGUCAGUGAAAAGAGCCAACUUCUACCUGGGCAACAGGAGGAGGAGGAAAGGCGUGUUCACGGGCUUACUGCGACAGCUUGUCCUGCUGCCAGGAGCCGAUGCCACCCCUCGGAUAUGCACCCCCAUGAACUUUAAAGUAGUGACACUCUCUGUCCCCAGUGUUCUCCAGGAUCUCCCUGCAAAUCCAGCGAGCAACGAGGUGCUAAAAUACCCCUAUGAGACCGACACAAAGGUGACGCUGGGGUCCCGUCCACCCUGCACCAUGCAGGAGAAGGCACAGUUCUGGUUCAACGCCUCCCGGAAAGGGCUGUACCUCUGCAAUGGCAGCACCUGGAUUUCCAUGCUGGAAGUCAAGCAGAGGCUGGACUAUGUGGAGGAGUACCAGGACCUGGUGACCAACUCCGAGACGAUGGGUGUUGAGGUCUUCACCAUCCCCAAAGUGGGACUAUUCGCAGCCACGGCCAACCGGUACACCCCGCCGGGGUCAGCCAUCUAUAAGUGGACUGAUGGGAAGUUUGUGCCCUACCAGAACAUCCCCACCUACCAAGCGCAGUCCUGGAAGUAUUUCACCAUAGGAAAGAAGAUCUUCCUAGCAGUGGCCAAUUUUGAGCAGAAUGACAGGGGUCAGGAGCUCUCUGUAAUAUACAAGUGGAGCCGCAGGAAAGAGAAAUUCGUCCCGUACCAGAGGAUCACCACGCACAGCGCUAGGGACUGGGAGGCAUUUGUCAUUGAGGGAGAGGCUUUCCUCGCAGUGGUCAACCACAGAGAAGGGAAUAACCACAACAUAGACAGCGUAAUAUACAGGUGGAACCCCAGGACAGGGUUGUUUGAAACCAACCAGACCAUCCCUACCUCUGGAGCAUAUGACUGGGAAUUUUUCACCAUUGGGCCGUAUUCCUUCCUGGCUGUGGCUAACACAUUCAAUGGCACAUCCACUAAGAUCUACUCGCACAUCUACAUUUGGCUCAGUGGCUCCUUCCAGCUCUUCCAGUCUAUCCUGACUUUUGGUGCUGCUGACUGGGAGGUGUUUCGUAUUGGGGACAGAGUCUUCUUGGCUGUUGCAAACAGCCACAGCUAUGACAGCGGGAUGCCAGCACCCUCCAACUUCUAUGCCAUCAACUCCUCCAUCUAUGAGCUGAACGUCACUGCCCAGAUGUUUGUCAAGUUCCAGGACCUCCUCACCUACAGCUGGCCAUGGAGCAGCCACCUCACAUGCCCCUCUGCUUGCUUCAUCCCCAGUGCCCUGGACUGGGAGUUCUUCUCGGUGGGAGAUGACUCUUUCCUGGUAGUAGCAAACUCCUUUGAUGGCUUCACCUUCUCCGUUAACAGUAUUAUAUACAGGUGGCAAGGCUAUGAAGGCUUCGUAGCGGCUCACCACCUCCCCACUGUUGGCUGUAGAGACUGGGAGGCAUUUCACACCACUGAGGGCUCCUACCUCCUCUACACCAGUGCCAAGGAGCCACUUUCCAAGGUGCUCAAGCUGAAAACCACCUGAGGUGGCCGAGAUAUGCUCAGCUCAUUGCCAGGAUCGGGGCGAGCUGUGCAUCAAGGUGAAGAUGGACCACAGAGCCCGGGAACAGCAUGGGAUCAGCCCUGCGGCUGGCUGGUUGUGUGCUCCACAGGACGCGAAGGAGGAGGACAGGAGCCCCAGGGCUCCCUGCAGCCUUGUCCAGGGCUGGCAAAGCGGCUGUGACCCUGCUUUGGUGCUGUUUGUCCUGGGCAAGCUUUCCUGCCAUGGUCCAGAGCUGCAUCCUACACAGGGGUCCUGGUGCCCAGAUGCUUCCUGGGGCUCGCUGGCACCCAGCGCUUGGCACACUCCAGCCAGGAGGGACCCAAGUGCCAUUGGUUGUGGCCAGAGCUUGCAGGGAAGAGGCUGAGCAGAAUGCAGUGCUGCCCACCUGUGUGCUGAGCAUUGAGCAGACCCCUGUGCUGCCAGGGUGGGUGCAUGGCGAGGGGAGGAAAUGGCAUGUGAGAAAUGGGGGGAAAACGGUGGCUUUGGGCUUGGCUCUGGCUGCCCAGCACCUGGGGCUGCGAUGCUGCUGAGGACCCAUCUGGUUUGACACUGCCAGCUACCAGGGGCAUGGGAAAGUCCCAAAGCUGCUCCAGGUGAAAUUGUGGCCUCUUUUUGUUACCUCAGCUUUUCUGGGGGACACUUCUGCUUAACCAGAGCUCUAAUAAAUUCUGUGCACCCAGCCUUCA
Messenger RNA from Melopsittacus undulatus (budgerigar), 3681 nucleotides. RefSeq names its product thrombospondin type laminin G domain and EAR repeats (gene TSPEAR). The record is from RefSeq and is a predicted model, not a curated record. Lineage: Eukaryota; Metazoa; Chordata; Aves; Psittaciformes; Psittaculidae. The coding region runs from base 716 to 2977 and encodes 753 amino acids. Gene Ontology annotation, biological process: signal transduction. The transcript is spliced from 12 exons.